Messenger RNA from Copidosoma floridanum, 1868 nucleotides. RefSeq names its product UFM1 specific peptidase 2 (gene Ufsp2). The record is from RefSeq and is a predicted model, not a curated record. Gene Ontology annotation, biological process: proteolysis. Gene Ontology annotation, cellular component: nucleus; endoplasmic reticulum. Gene Ontology annotation, molecular function: deUFMylase activity. NCBI's taxonomy places the organism in Eukaryota, Metazoa, Arthropoda, Insecta, Hymenoptera, Encyrtidae.
AAAAUUUCAUUUGGGAGUUAACUUUUUUCAAACAAUAUCCACAUCAGUAACACUCAAACAAAAUGGCUCCACGAUUAAAAAUAUUGUCAAAUGUCGUUGAGCAUUUGGCCAAAUUAAAUGCAGCUGUUACUGGUCAUUUAUAUGGAGUCAUGUACGAAGAAACAUUGACUGUUUUGACUUUCAGCAUCAAUCCAGUUGACGAUGAUGACAAUAAAAUUAUACCAAUUGAUCUUCAACUUUGCAUGCCAGCAGAAGUUGAUUUGUUUGGGAUUUUAUACGUUGACCAAUACAAACAAGACAUUCCUGAUGCAUUCAAGGAUAUUGAUGUCACUGACAAUCCUUUGCUUAUAAAAUAUUCUCUUGAUGCCGCUGAUAUUCUUGCAUUUUACUACAUCCACGAAAAAUUGGAAGCCAUGAAGUAUGAAAUCAUUAGUGAAGAAGAUUUAUGGAAAAGUUUUUGCUACAUAAGGCUGCAAGCAAGUCUUCCCUUUAUUUCUGAAAAAGUUUCAGUUCUUGACAAUCUAACAGAAACCAGGAAAAAGCUGGCCACUGGAAAAGUUUCAUUUCACUUCCUUCAAAGUAACAUUUACCUACUGGGAAGUGACAGUAAUAAUGACGUGGAAAAAAAAUCUGUGAAAGAUUUAUUUCAAGCUUCUAACUUGCCUGACUCAAAAAUCAAUAAGACCAAAAAUCCGUCUUGUGUAACUGAUGCCAUAGAAGCUGGUAUGUUUCUAAAAAUGUCAGACGACGCAAAUCAUGAAGAAAAAAUUAAAUUUGCUCCAGUUGUACAACACAUAAAACGGCCAGUAGAGUAUUACCAAUUUAAUUUGAAAAUUGAUACACUGUCCUUGGUUGGUUACAAUAUAACAAUGGCACAAUUAUAUGAAAUUCUUGUGGAAUCUAUUUGUCGAAAUUUGCGACUCAUUGGUUCAUCAUUCGAAAGUCAACUAGGAAUGGAAGACUUACAGUUACGACUUCCUGAACCGAUGCAUUUCCAGCCAUCAGAUUUUGGACAUAUGCUGACAUUAGUAUAUCCUGUUGGGAUGUCGACUUUGGAGACUUAUGAGUAUCGCAAAAGCUUGCAUCGUCGAUUGGCCUUGGAUAUGAAUAGGCCUUAUUUUAGAAAAGGGAACGCUGUAAAAUUCACAAGUGAUUAUGAAAAAUACGAAUACUUGAUAAAUCCUCAUGAAGCUGUCACUAAUCCCGGAAAUCAUGAUAUCAGUAUUGUUAAAGGCUCAUAUGCUUAUCACCAUUACAUGCAAGAUAGAUUUGAUGACAACGGUUGGGGGUGUGCAUACAGAUCACUUCAGACUAUUGUUUCUUGGUUUAGGCUUCAAGGGUACACAGAUAAAACAAUACCUUCUCACAAAGAAAUUCAAAAGUGUUUGGUAGACAUUGGUGACAAAUCAUCAAAUUUUGUAAACAGUAGACAAUGGAUUGGAUCAACUGAAGUAGGCUUUGUUCUUGAGUCGCUUUUUGAUAUUCCAGUCAAAAUAUUGUGUGCAUCUAGUGGAGAUGAAAUGCCUAUGCUGGUUUCUGAUUUAGCACAUCAUUUUAAGACUCAAGGAACACCCGUAAUGAUUGGUGGUGGUGUUUUAGCUCAUACGAUCCUCGGUGUAUCUCAUGACGAGUUUCACGAAAAUGUGCAAUUUUUAAUUUUGGAUCCACAUUACACUGGACCUGAACACUUGGCCACUAUUGUAAGCAAAGGUUGGUGUGGAUGGAAGAAAAAAGAAUUUUGGAAAAAAGAUGCAUUUUACAAUAUGUGCCUUCCUCAGAAACCCAAAUGCAUUUGAUUGGUGAAAUAAUCAAAAUGAACGAAUUUAUACUGUAAAUAAUUUUGUACCAUUUGUGAUGUUUUUUUGAUU